Messenger RNA from Procambarus clarkii (red swamp crayfish), 825 nucleotides. The record is from RefSeq and is a predicted model, not a curated record. NCBI's taxonomy places the organism in Eukaryota, Metazoa, Arthropoda, Malacostraca, Decapoda, Cambaridae.
AUGCCACCCUCAGACCCACCAUGCCACCCUCAGACCCACCAUACCACCCUCAGACCCACCAUACCACCCUCAGACCCACCAUACCACCCUCAGACCCACCAUACCUCCCUCAGACCCACCAUGCCACCCUCAGACCCACCAUACCACCCUCAGACCCACCAUGCCACCCUCAGACCCACCAUGCCACUCUCAGACCCACCAUACCACCCCCAGACCCACCAUGCCACCCUCAGAUCCACCAUGCCACCCUCAGACCCACCAUACCACCCUCAGACCCACCAUGCCACCCUCAGACCCACCAUGCCACCCUCAGACCCACCAUACCACCCUCAGACCCACCAUGCCACCCUCAGACCCACCAUGCCACCCUCAGACCCACCAUGCCACCCUCAGACCCACCAUGCCACCCUCAGACCCACCAUGCCACCCUCAGACCCACCAUGCCACCCUCAGACCCACCAUACCACCCUCAGACCCACCAUGCCACCCUCAGACCCACCAUGCCACCCUCAGACCCACCAUGCCACCCCUCAGACCCACCAUACCACCCUCAGACCCACCAUGCCACCCUCAGACCCACCAUGCCACCCUCAGACCCACCAUACCACCCUCAGACCCACCAUACCACCCUCAGACCCACCAUGCCACCCUCAGACCCACCAUGACACCCUCAGACCCCCCAUGCCACCCUCAGGCCCACCAUACCACCCUCAGACCCACCAUGCCACCCUCAGACCCACCAUGCCACCCUCAGACCCACCAUACCACCCUCAGACCCACCAUACCACCCUCAGACCCACCAUGCCUCCCUCAGACCCACCAUGA